Nelumbo nucifera (sacred lotus) is the source of this 369-nucleotide messenger RNA. The record is from RefSeq and is a predicted model, not a curated record. Lineage: Eukaryota; Viridiplantae; Streptophyta; Magnoliopsida; Proteales; Nelumbonaceae.
AUGGGCCCCGCACAUUACUUCCUUGGCAAUGAGUUUCACAGGACGACGACUGGUUUUCAUCUAUCUCAGCACAAGUACAUUGAUGAUCUUCUUCUUCGUGCUCAGCUUCAUGAUGCAAAACCACUCUCCACUCCUAUGUUUGCUUCCACUCAGCUCACAAAUUUAGAGGGUGAACCUCUCACCGACCCCACCUUCUAUCGCACUAUUGUGGGUGCUCUUCAGUAUAUGACUAUUAUUCAUCCUGAAAUCUCCUUUGCCGUCAACAAAGUUUAUCAGUUCAUGCAAACUCCCACUACUGUUCACUGGGCUGCUACCAAGAGAAUUCUUCGCUAUCUAAAGGGUAUGAUUAAUUAUGGUAUGCUCAUUUGA